GAUAGUUCACCUAUGGUAAAAAUUGCCAAACCCUUAUCCUUGUCUGAUGUUAUCUGCAUCUAUGCAAUUAUUCGCUUAUUGCCACAAGAUUUGCGAUUAGUGUGGUUUGUCGGGUUUAAUACCACCUUUUCGAAAACUUUCGACAUUAGGAGUAACAUGAAAUUAACAAAAAGCGGAGGACAAAGCACGAGCUUAAAGGGCGAUAAGGGAGAUUGA
Messenger RNA from Funneliformis mosseae, 216 nucleotides. The record is from the annotation of a GenBank genome assembly. Lineage: Eukaryota; Fungi; Glomeromycota; Glomeromycetes; Glomerales; Glomeraceae.